ACCACGCCCCGGGUACCGCCCCGCCUCGCGGGCCCGACCCCAUGGAGAACAGACAGCCAGACCGGAUCAUGUGACGGCGAUAGUUACUAAACGACAAAAACCAGAGACACACACACGCAGAGAGACACACCGCGCGCGAGAGAGAGAGAGAGAGAGAGAGAGAGAGAGAGAGAGAGAGAGAGAGAGAGAGAGAGAGAGAGACACAGACAGGGAGUUUCGUAACUACGGGAAGUUUUGUGGAGCGAUCGAUCAAGUGGACUCUUCUUGUUUUGCUCCUCUGAGUCUGAUGUCAGUGACACCGCGCAGCGCCGAUCUUCGCUUGCGUCACUUUUUCACCGGAGUUGCCUUUUUUGUGAGUUUCUCUCACCGAGACGUCCGUCACGCGAGCCCGUAGAGGAACUAUCGUCUCUCCUGGAAAUAGACGCACCGUCCGAGCUGAGCCUGGCCUGGGCAGCCAUGCUGAUGUAUGACUACCCUCUGAAGACAGACAUGGAGACGUCAUUCUACUCUUCGUUAGUGAAAAACACGGAGCAGUACGGAGUGAUCUUCUCCCACCCCGCCUACAUCUACCAUCCCGCGCACAUGCCCGCCUUCGCCCAGCCCCACACGCCCAGCAACGCCACGCACACCCAGCUGGAGCCCGUGGACCUGUCUGUCAGCAAGCGCUCCUCCUCCUCCUCCUCCUCCCCACCCUGCUCCUCUGCCUCCUCCUCCCCGGCCUCCUCACGCAGCUCCCCACCCUCCCCCUACAGCGCGGCAAGCCGCGCCUCCCCCCGCUGCUCCACCCCGCACGCCCAGCUGCGCUCCUCGCCGCCCACGCCCUCACUCCCCUACCAUAGUGCCAUGGUGACCCCACUGCUCAGCUCGGGAAAUGGGGUCAUCCAGGGGUCGAGUGUCAUGAUGUCUCCGGUCUUGGCGCCCCUGUCUGUCCUAUACCCCUCACCUCUCCACCUGCACCAGUCGAUCAUGGUGAGCCCACCAGUCGCCAGCGACGACGACCAUCAUCAUCGGAGCAGGGAGCACAAGACAGGUCACUGCGGCGACUCCCACGACCGGCACAAGCCAAUCAAGACGGAGCCCCGCUCUGACCUCGCUCACGACCUCCACGGCGGCCGCGAGAUGAAAUCGUCAGUCGUCAGGAUCCAGCAUGAGUACGGGUGCAACAACCCGUCCGUCAUCGUUCAUUCGGGCGCUAAGCAUCCUCCCCCGGCAGAGUCUCCGGACACGCUGAAAAAGCGCAGGAUCCACCGCUGCGACUUCAACGGCUGCAACAAAGUGUACACCAAGAGCUCCCACCUCAAAGCGCACCGCAGGACACACACCGGCGAGAAGCCCUACAAGUGCUUGUGGGAAGGCUGCACGUGGAAGUUCGCCCGUUCGGACGAGCUGACGAGGCACUUCCGGAAGCACACGGGGGUCAAGCCGUUCCAGUGCCCCGACUGCGAACGCAGCUUCUCCCGCUCCGACCACCUGGCUCUGCACAAGAAGCGCCACCUGCUGGUGUGAAAAGCCCUCCGAGGACCGCGGGGGCGGCUGGAGGAGGAAACCCGGUGCUGUUUUUUUUGACGUUGGACUGUACCACUUUGACUUGAGGGGCGGGGCGUUUAAAAAAAAAAAAAAAAAAAGAGUUGGCCCUACACGUUGGGCUCCGGCGGGGUGCAGGUUUAGACCCUUUCGCCUCAUUGGUCCCCGAAAGUUAGCCGGCGUCAGCCUGUUUAUCACGUAGCCGCCACGCACCAUCCUGCAGAUAUAUAAUCAGCUCGGGUUGACUUUAACAUUGACAAAUUAAAAAAUGAUCAGCUGUGGAAGGCCCAGACACUUUAAAAGAAAAAGAAAAAGAAAAAGAGACCUCUGCACCUCAGCUGGCCUGAGAGGCAGCGCCCUCUUGUGGCCGCAGAACCAAACAGCACCAACACCCGCUCUGUUUCAGCCACACACAGCACGCUCAAGCUUCUUCAUUACAUCAGCUCUCCUUUCUCUGCAUGCAGUCAAGUAAAGAGUGUUGACUUAAACACACACAAACACACACACACACACGUUAUUUUCUAGCUAGGCCAAUAUAAUGUGAAACUCCAGAAUGUAUCAUAUCUCACCUACUUUGGAUCAUGUCAGACAUACUUUAGCUUUCUUGCACAUCUCCCUGUGACGUAACGCUAACUCCUCCUUCGUGGAUCCAAACUCCACCCCCACCUCAUCUGCCUUUGAAAGCUUAAAUCAUGAAGUGACUAACAAAUCAACAACAACAAAACAGGUAGCCAUUGCUUGCUUUCUCUUUGUACAUGCACAUGUUUACGGCACACGCACGCACACACACACACACAAUGCACACACGUACAUAUGUCUGGUGUUUUAUUUUUUUAAUGAAAAGUGGGCCUCUGGGUCUCGUUCCUUGUCGGAGUGAAGUGUUUUUUUAUGUUUUCAUUCAGAAAUGUGAAUGUUGCUGCACCGGGGCAUUAUUGUGUGAGCGAGGAAAAGACACCACUUGGUUGGUUGAUGGGUAGAAGCAAUGAUAUGUAUUAUAUCAAGUUUAUGUAUCUAUAUGUACUAUUGUGACACAAUGGUAGCCUUCUUUUUUUUAAUAACACGUUUAUACGGGAAAAAUACAAUGAGCAAAGCAGGGAAAUUUGCUCUUUGGUUUUUCAGGAGCAGAUGAGGUCCAUUCCAGCCAGCCACACGGGAUGUAUGUAAUAAAAGUAUAAUAUUGUUGAGUUCAACCGUUUUCUUCAGAGGAGGUCAUAAGAUAUAUUCUCCUACUACACCGUCACAUUUUUAGAGCACAACAUUUACAGCACAACAAGAAAUGGAGUCUUUGUGUGUGUGUGUGUAUAUAUAUAUAUAUAUAUAUAUAUAUAUAUAUAUAUUUAUGUAUAUAUAUAUAUGUAUAUAUAUAUGUAUGUGUGUGUGUGUGUAUAUAUAUAUAUAUAUAUAUAUAUAAAUAUUUCCAAAAGCAAACAUUUUCUCCUCAUAUCUAAUCCGUUUUUCUAUUCACCUGCUGGUCAGUUUGAUCAGAAACAUUAAACUUUAAAGUCUUGAUUUGUCUUUUCCUAAUCAUGUAAUACCAGAAGAAGGUGUGAUCCUUUUUUUUUUACACACAUGUAUAUCCCACACACACACACACCGAAUGUAGCGGCUAUACUGAUCUGCAUUUUGCCUGUUUUUUGUAUUUCUGCAAAUAUAAGUUCUAAUAUAUAUGUAUAUAUAUAUAUAUAUAUAUAUAUAUACAUAUAUAUAUUGUAUAAUUGAUUAUUAGACUGAAAGGGCAAUUAAAGGUUUUUAUUAAGCAUGAUUUUGAUACUCUCAUAAUAAUGGAUAUUAUACAUUUUCUAUAAUGUUCUGUAAUAAACCCCAUCUCUUUAAUCUAAACGUUGGCAAUUCAAAGGGAACAUGUUAAACUGUGAACAUAUAACUGUACAGGUCUAUCUGAAAUUGUUGCAUAUAUUUUAAGAAAGAAUAUUCAUACCACUUAAUAAACUUAUUGAUAAUAUUUGCA
Cyclopterus lumpus (lumpfish) is the source of this 3490-nucleotide messenger RNA. RefSeq names its product Kruppel-like factor 3 (basic) (gene klf3). The record is from RefSeq and is a predicted model, not a curated record. NCBI's taxonomy places the organism in Eukaryota, Metazoa, Chordata, Actinopteri, Perciformes, Cyclopteridae. The transcript has 6 exons. Gene Ontology annotation, biological process: regulation of transcription by RNA polymerase II. Gene Ontology annotation, molecular function: DNA-binding transcription factor activity, RNA polymerase II-specific; RNA polymerase II cis-regulatory region sequence-specific DNA binding. The coding region runs from base 457 to 1506 and encodes 349 amino acids.